Molecule: messenger RNA, 1188 nt
Organism: Caenorhabditis remanei
Lineage: Eukaryota; Metazoa; Nematoda; Chromadorea; Rhabditida; Rhabditidae
Exons: 11
Coding region: 1-1188 (395 amino acids)
Biological process (GO): G protein-coupled receptor signaling pathway
Cellular component (GO): membrane
Molecular function (GO): G protein-coupled peptide receptor activity
Source: RefSeq, a predicted model, not a curated record
AUGAGUACCGAUGAUCUGCCGAGGAUUCUCGCAAAAACCUGUGAGUACGCGUUCCCAUUUUUGGCUGUGUUGGGGAUUGUUGGUAAUUCAAUCACACUAUUUGUGCUGCUGAGCAGAUCGAUGAGAAGCAGUACAAAUGAGAUGCUGGCAGCAGCCGCUUUGAGCGAUAUGCUCUAUCUUAUUUUCAUGACUCCGAAUCAUCUCAGCAGAUUGCAGGCUCUCCUCUAUUCUGAUUGUGUUGAUGAUCCUGGAAAAAAGUGUCCAUCUUCAUAUCACAUGUGGUUUGUUGAAUAUAAGCAUAAUCUUGCAUUUUUUGUCAAUUGGGUCUCAGCGUGCAGUACAUGGUUUAUUGUGACGGUUUCAUUCGACAGGUUAUAUGCCAUCAAAGCUCCGUUUUCUGCCCGCUUCCAAACAUAUUGCUCACGACAUAAUCUCAUUGUAAUUCCGUUAAUCUUAUUGCUCACAGGGGCGACAUGUUUCCACAUGAAUUUCAAAUUAUUGGAUGACCACACCGGACACACUAAUUCAACAGUUGACGCCGAAACUAAAAAAUUCUCAGUUUUGCGUGUGUUUACCAUCAUCAUGUUUGUCUUCCAUAUUCUGAUCCCAAUGAUCCUUCUGAUCACAUUCCACACAUGUUUAGUCUACUACCUCCGGAACCGUCUUCGGCACUUCUUCCCGACGCGUACCAGAAGUGCUCGACACUCCACAAGGUCCGGAGAUGACGUUCCUGCUCCCCUUCUUACUGACGUCACCGACAGAUCGGAAGUGGUUCGACAUCACUCAUCCAACAGUGGAGUCUGGAAUCGGCAUGUGAACAAAGCGGAACGACAUGUUACAUAUACAGUAACUGCAAUUGUAACGUGUUACAUAUUCUCGCAUAUCCCGUCCGCUGGCUUAUACGUCUAUAUAAAUGUAUUUCAUAACGCACUUUACACAACAAGAUGGAUGUAUGCGAGCGUUCAAGUGUCAACUACUGUAGUCACAUGCUCAAAAGUUGCCAAUUUCAUACUCUUUUGCAUGAGCAGCAAACACUUCCGCAAAGAAAUGAAGAAAAAGUUGUGCUUUCUGUUUUGUAAAACCAAAGAAGGAAUCAGUCAGAAAGAUAGUGCCAACCAGCCCAGAACCAGAUUCAGAUCCCUUCCUCUGAAUAUCAUUGGCGACUCAACUAACAACUGUUCUGCUUAA